This is a messenger RNA of Fusarium fujikuroi IMI 58289, 4866 nucleotides long. Its product is annotated as related to small s protein. The transcript has 5 exons. The coding region runs from base 1 to 4866 and encodes 1621 amino acids. Gene Ontology annotation, molecular function: DNA binding. The record is from RefSeq and is a predicted model, not a curated record. Lineage: Eukaryota; Fungi; Ascomycota; Sordariomycetes; Hypocreales; Nectriaceae.
AUGCCUCCAUAUUUUGGGAAUCUCCAAGGCGCGAUCAGUGAGUAUACUCGACCAAGUACUCGCCACUUGGCGAACAACAUCUUAUGUCAUGUGCAUUACCAAUUGGAAGACAUUGAAAAUCGCUUCGGCAUUUCUCUAGGAUGCAAUGCUUUUGAAGAGCUCCAACGGUCUACAGGCCUUGCUGACGCUCAACUCGGCCAAAUUCCUUGCGGAACAGAGGCUUGGGAAGAAAUCUGUGACAGACUGCAAUGCAUAUUAUCCAACCUUCACCACUUACAGACGGCACUCCCAAUGUUAUGCGCCCUCAACCAUAGCGAGAGAUCACUUCGCCAGAGUAGGAUCUCGAAAGCCUUUGAGGGAACGUUCUCCUGGGUCUUUCAAGAACAAGCAGACGAUGCCAUCCAUGUUCAAUCUUUGUUGCGUCGCUGGCUUAUUUCAGAUCACAGCCUCUUCUGGGUCACAGGAAAACCAUGCUCGGGGAAAUCGACAUUGAUGAAAUUUGUUUCCGAACAUCAGGAUACCCGAAAUUUACUGCAGAAAUGGGCUGGGCAUAGGGAGCUGUUGAUCGUCAAUCACCACUUUGAUGCUACGGGUCUACCAAUCCAGAGAUCGUUUGAGGGACUCCUAAGGUCCCUCGUAUUUGGAAUUCUCAGUGCGAAGCCAAAUCUCUUGAAGAAUUCGCCGUCCAGCCUUGGCUCAGCAUCGAGCACCCUGCCGGCAACUUUCAAAUUAGGACACAUAUUAAGCUCCAUAACAAAGAACAAUGUUCCUGUUAACAUGUGUUUCUUUAUCGAUGGGCUGGAUGAAUAUGAGGGAGAUAAUGCUAAGUUGUGUCAACUGAUAGAAGAUCUAUCGUCUCUCCCCCAUGUCAAAGUCAUUGUCUCUAGCAGACCAUUGGCUGUGUUUGAUGAUUCACUCAAUAUCUCCUCCGAAGCCAAACUAUCUAUGGAAGAGGCCAAUCGAGGAGAUAUCAACAGAUAUAUCACAUUUCAGUUGGAGGGAAGCCAUCUGCAAAGCUAUAUGGACCGUUCGAACUAUAGGGAUCUUGAUGUCGAGUCCCUUGGUGCUCAAGCACAGGGGAACUUCCUCUGGGCUGUUUUGGUAACUCGCUUUCUCCUUGAGGAGCCGUCUCUUUUGCUUGAUGCCUACAACGGAGCAGAGAAUGUUGCAGACAUCCCCCACAACCUACCAAGCCUAGUCAAGAGUGUGACAAAAUCCUCGAACUUCCAGGCUUGUGGAAAAGCUGCUGAGUAUCUGACAAUCACUCGCGAAGCAAAACGAAGCCUAGCUGCCGAAAUUCUCUACUUUCACAACUUCGACUUUGGCAAUGACAUGUACGCUUUUGUGACACCAACGGACCUUUUGUCGCCCCACGACGAGAAAACAAAACAACUGCAUCACCAGGUUCAUCGCGACAUCAUACAGACAUGUAGAGGACUGCUGGAAGUUGUCGAUGGACAAGUUGCCUUCGUGCAUCGAGCUGUUUUGGAAUUGAUGCAUUCUGAAGAGUUUCAUAACUACUUACUCACCAAAGUUCGGAAAGGGUUCGAUUCCGAUCUCUCAGUCUUCAAAGCGUCAGUUUCUUGGCUCAAGCGCAAAUCUUUCAGGAGCGGCGAAUUCAUCGACUUACAGCCUGAGCCGGCAGCGGUCAGUCUAGCGUAUGUGAAGAGCCUUUCGAAAUUCCAUAAGAAAUUAGCAAGUACCUUGCCGGAUUUUCAAGAUACAUUCAAUCAACCAGUCGACGUUUACUGGAUGACAAAGGUUGUCAACAUCCGAGGAGGCUUUCGCAACGUGUGCAAGCACGAAAUAUGGUUGGAUGUUGUCAAAGACUUGGGUUAUAGCGACGAUACUGCAAUAUCAGUUUCAGACUCACUCAAGAAGCUGUAUGAGCGAUGGCUUCAUCCAUACGAAGAGCAUCUGCACCAAAAGAAGCUAGAAGAACACGAUCCCAUGAAAGAUAUUGAAGACCUUGUUCAGAGCUUGAGGAAGUGUCUUGAAUAUGCACGACGUUGCGACCAAAAAGAAAACACCGUUGCCACAACCUGGGCACUACUUGACAACAUAGAAGAAUCUCUGUUGUCCAUGACUGCGAGGAAUCAAUUCAACAUAUCAGAUAUAUCUAUGACAAGGGGCAUUUACCGUCAUCUUGUGAUUGAAUCUGGUAUUCAGAGAUACAUUGCGAACAAACUCUGGGUUGACCCAGGAUAUUGUGACAACAAAUAUUCACAGAACUACCGAUCACCUCUUUGUUCUGCGCUUGGUGCAGCAUCACAUAACCUUCAUCCUGCGCAUCUAAGCCCAGAGUCUAUUGACAUGUCUCUAUUCAAAUCACUUCUUGCUCUUGGUCAUAAGCCAAAUAAGUUUCACCUUACAGGGGAGACACCCUGGGUAACUUUUGUAAAUACCCACGUUCCUGACACGUUAUGCAAUUCAUUCCCGAGGCUUGGCCAGGAGAUCAUGUUGAACUUCUGGACAAGAAAUCGAGGACGUGGAAAGUUCCAGUUUGGUUCAAGUUUCUCAUGCUGGCUCAUUGGGUACCGACUUUUGAACAUGCCAAUGUUCGAACGUGUUUUCAGUAUGAUGUUGGAGAGGGCCCCUCAUAUCCCAGAUUCAAGAGCUUUACUGGAACUCAAAUCUGAUGGCGAAACAUAUGAAUGGAUUCCUUUUCCGUUAUGGGCAAUCAGUGCUGACAAUUUUGCCCUACCUAACGUGUCAGAUUCUAGCCUAUCUGAUGCUGAUUUUGUAUUCAGGGUGUUUGCAGGAGUCUGUGAAAAGAAUCUGGAUAACCUGGAAAUGUCUGAAAGGUCUCGAAAAUACCUUUCGAGUUACUUCCUUCCAGACUACCCGGAGCUUGGCAGACAAAUCCUGAUGCUCAUUCCCGGAAGCGACUCUAGGACGAUAGGUUUCACAACAAUCACCUCAGCCACGCGGGACAGAAACACAGAUAGCAUUAGUGGUCGAAAUUCUACGGUUGCGACGUCAAUUGAGCUUCCAGAAGGUAUAGAGGUUGAAUCUACUAAAGAAGGUGCAGUGUGCAAUAGUACGAGAGCAGAGGUGGAUGCCAUAAUGGACGAAGUUGGCUCGAUUCAGUCAAUCGAAGAAGACAUCCAGUCACACAACAGCAGCAUUGCGCGAACUCCAGUUAUCAUCGCCGCUGAGCGUCAAAUUGGUGAUUUGCUUUCCCGGCAUCCGGAUCUCCGUUUUAUCAUUGAUAUAUCCUCAGAACUCAUGCCAAAGGAAAGGCUCGAGCGCAAUGUGCGGAGAUCACUGAAGCAUUUGUACCUGAAACUCAGAGAAUACACGGAAAAGAACAUCGAAACCCAGGUUCUGACGACUCGAAUGCUUAAAGGGCGACGUUCAAGGACUAGAAUCUCAAAAAGAGCUGUCGAUGGCGGGUUAGCAACAUCAACUCCAAGGAAUAGCAAUGAAGAAGACGAAGAAAUCAGGCCAAGUUUCCGGAAGGAUCGAGCUUAUCUCAACAACUGGAUAUUGAAAACGGAACUGUCUGCGAGACCAGAUGAGAAGCCUCAGCAGCCAGCAGAUGAGACUAGUGACACCAAACUUACAGAAGAUAAUGACGACGUGUACGAUGAAAUAGAAAGCGAUUCCGGAGAUUUCCAAGCAGUUCAAAUCGCAGAAGAAUUCCUCCUGAAGGGUCCUCCUUUCCGGGCGUUCUUGGGGCACCUUGGACUCUCUUUGUUACCUGAUACUCUCAGACAGGUCAUGCAAUUAGCUGCUUGGGAUACCAUUGAAAUGAUCGACACCCCGGCUGAAGUCUCAAUUUCUGAUCAAAUCAAGCUUGCUGCGGAAAAGGCGACCGGCAGCCCCUGGGAUUGGUGGCCACUCAAACCGCCAGAAGUACCUUUGCCAAGGGGCUACGUACGAAUGAACUGGGCCUGUCAUUGCGGCAAGCCGCUUUCGAUAGACAUUACUCCCUCUCAAGCACAAGUCAUUGAGAGAAUGACCAAGAACCAUACCGCGUUCGCUGAGGACCAUCACAAAGUCGCCCAUACCAGGCGAAAUAUCUUCCAAGGGUUCACAGCGUGGUUCAAAUGGAACUCCGGAGCCCUUUUACCUGUCUCGACGCCAGUAUCCCAAGGUAGUCAACAACCGCCUGGUGUGGGGGGCAACAACCGAAUCCAGCAGGGGGCGACUACUACAGAGCAGAACAACAUCCCGCCUGUGGCUAUUCAUGAUCUGAGGAUCUUGUUUGGAGUACCCAUGGGGCUUAAGACGCUACAUGUGAUCCCAAUCCCGGUCCAUCAACCAGAUAGCAACGUUUUCACACAGUUGAAGGCCGAGUAUUUAAAAACGCGAGGCCGAUGGAGAGCUUGGUUCUCUUUCUGGCAGCUCAGUCACUGCAAUUUCGUUAAGUUCGAGAGCAUUACCCGCAACAUUGUUGUCGCAUGUGGUCAAGAUCUGCCAAAGGCUAGCGACUUAGACUACGAUUAUGCACCAAAGCCUCCUCAAGCAUCAAUACCACCUGUUCAUCCACAUAUCUUUGAAGCUGCAUUCAACAGCUGCACUGGCGGUAAAUGCCGAAACCUCUCUCCUUUUCACGACUGCUACGAGUUUGAAGAAACGACUUACAUAAAGAGAAUUCCAAAGAAAAAGACGCCACUUUCACCUGGAACGAUUGAUAUCCCCAUCUGGGGUCUCGAAGCCCGACAUUGCAUCUCGUGCUUUCAUGUUAUUAUAUAUCACUUGCUUAUUCUCAUUCCUCCUUUUGUAUUGUGGGGAUGGUGGAUGAGUAGACAUCCCGAUGACAUACAAAGCGCAUCUGUUCCCAUGACUAUUGUUUUGGCAAUGAUUUCCAUGUUUUGGAGUGCUACGGGAAUUAUGAAGCAAUUUCGUGGCGAGUCAUAG